Messenger RNA from Cyprinus carpio (common carp), 2019 nucleotides. RefSeq names its product homeobox protein otx5-like. Gene Ontology annotation, biological process: multicellular organism development; regulation of transcription by RNA polymerase II. NCBI's taxonomy places the organism in Eukaryota, Metazoa, Chordata, Actinopteri, Cypriniformes, Cyprinidae. Gene Ontology annotation, molecular function: DNA-binding transcription factor activity, RNA polymerase II-specific; RNA polymerase II cis-regulatory region sequence-specific DNA binding. The record is from RefSeq and is a predicted model, not a curated record. Gene Ontology annotation, cellular component: nucleus.
GUCUUAUUGCUCAUAGUGUCCCGCUCCUGUCCGGUCCUGCAGGGACACGCGCCUCAACCAACGGCAAAACUCUGAAAUAGAGUCUGAAACUUGUGUGUAGAAGAGGCUUUACUUUUACUAUUACCUCACAAUAAUAGAGCACGCUAACCUUUGAUACUCAGGGCGUUAUUAAUGACAUUGUUAAACUUGGGCAAGAGGGUAAGCUUGUUCAAGACACUGAGAAGCGGGAAAGAAUCUACAGGUGUUUGAAGAGCCGCGAGACUGAAGGAGCACCGCACGCGCCAGGCGCGAGCACAGACACGCGGCAAUCAGGAGCAGAGCGCGACCCCCGACCCGUAAAAAAGCGUCACAGAGAAAAAAAAGAGAGUGAGAGAGAGGGAGGGAGAGAGAGAGAGAGCAAUAGAGAGAGCGUGCGAGAGACGCGGCCGUCCCAAGAAUGAUGUCCUACAUAAAGCAGCCCCAUUAUGCUAUGAACGGGUUAACACUGUCCGCCUCAGGAAUGGACCUGCUCCACACCGCCGUCGGCUACCCAGGCAAUCCAAGGAAGCAGCGUCGGGAGCGCACUACCUUCACACGGACCCAGCUGGACAUUUUAGAAGCCUUGUUCACCAAAACACGCUACCCAGACAUAUUCAUGCGAGAAGAGGUGGCUCUGAAAAUCAACCUUCCAGAGUCCAGAGUUCAGGUUUGGUUCAAGAACCGUCGUGCUAAAUGCCGCCAACAGCAACAGCAGACCAGCGGUCAGCCCAAGCCCCGUCCCCCUAAAAAGAAGUCCUCUCCACCCCCUGAACUGACCUCUGACCCUGGUGCCAGCUCCUCAGUGGCGACUGUCUCUGCCCCAGCCGUGCCCCCUAGUGCCAGCACAGGCACAGCACCAGUUUCUGUGUGGAGUCCCACCUCUCUAUCCCCCCUUCCUGACCCACUGUGUGGCUCCGGCACACCUUGUGUGCAGCGCCCUGCUCCCUAUCCUAUGAGCUAUGGUCAGCCCUCCGCCUAUAGCCAGGGCUACAGCUCCUCUCCUUAUUUCAGUGGAUUGGAUUGCAGCCCGUACCUCUCUCCCAUGACCAGUCAGCUGUCCGCAAGCGGGGGAGCCCUCUCUCCCCUCACCAUGCCCUCCAUGGGCGGCUCACUCAGCCAGUCGCCCUCCCUCUCCUCCCAAGGAUACAGCACCUCCUCGCUGGGUUUCAGUUCUGUAGACUGCCUGGACUACAAGGACCAGCAGGCCUGGAAGCUCAACUUCAGUACCGUGGACUGCCUCGACCAUAAAUUCCAGGUGCUGUAGAAGAGAAAGUGAGCAAGUGAAGAAAAAGAACUAGAGGGAAGGAGAAUUAGGAGAAGACGGAUGAAGAAUAAAUGAAACUAAACUGUUGCUUGAAAUGCCGGAGACAUUAAGAUGAUGAACAGAACUGAAUCAGAUGGGAUUCACGUGAUCUCAGAGGUGAAAAGGGGUGCCCAUUUUGGAACAGGUGAAGACUGAUCCUCUGUAAUCCAGACCUGCUCUGUGAUUGGCUGAGAGUGAAGGGACUCCUCAAGUCUACUGAUCAGUUAUCAUUAUUAACCAUUUACCUCACACACACACACAUACACAGAGAGAGAGAGAGAGAGACUAGAACAUAUUUCACAACACACUAAAGUAAAUAUCAAUAAAACUCACACACACACACACACACACACACACACACACACACACACACACACACACACACACACACACACACACACACACACACACACACACACACACAGACACACAUAUCACACAAAGACAAGCACAUAUGGUAAUUGGAGGGAAACCUCGGUUUCUCUACAGAUACAAUUAGCUCUUUAUGGGACAAAGUUCUUUCUACUUUUUUCAUUGGUUUGGUUUGUCUGUACUGAGAGGCAUUAGAAGUUAUUGUGUUGUGCUUUUAGCUUGCUGUUAUUUAUGUAUUGUUAAAUUAUGUUAACUUAUAACAAAUAAUGUUGUUUUCUGUUAGUUUGAGUUAAUCGUUACUAAUUAAACUUCAUUUAAUAACAUUA